Messenger RNA from Punica granatum (pomegranate), 3192 nucleotides. The record is from RefSeq and is a predicted model, not a curated record. Lineage: Eukaryota; Viridiplantae; Streptophyta; Magnoliopsida; Myrtales; Lythraceae.
UCAAAACAGAAAAAUCACAAUUUCUGUGUGAUCGUUUUGCAGGUUCAUUCAGUGGGUAUGGUGUUGCUGCAGCAGGUUUAGAUGCGGUGAUGUGGAGGAGGAGAAGAAGGAAUCGUACGGACAUCUAGCUUCGCUCUGCGGAGACGGAUACUGUAAGCACUUGGUGCACAGCAAGGCCUGUGAGGCGCUCUCUCAGCUCCCUUCUCUCAUGCCUCUCUACUCCGGGAUUCAAGGAGAAGUCAUGAUAUUGGACCAACACAGAUGGAUCCGCCCUGCAGUCUCCUCAGAUUCAAAUUCCUCUCAGGAAUAAGACCCAGUCUCUCUCUUGUGGUCUUCUCCUCCCUAGUUGCAGCCCUCUCUUCGUCCCAUUUGCUCCUUCAAUAGAGAAAAUCGGAGAAGCCUGCUGUCUCGUCUCAUCCUCUUCAGCUCUCUCUCAUAGCUAUGGUUUUUAGCUUCUUGCUCUUGUAAAUUCUCAUCGGGUCCCCUUCCUUGACAUCAUAGAAACGGAUCGGCUAAGAAGCUUUCUAGAAAAUAGAUGGAGAGAAGUUGGAUGAAACUCAGGGAUCAUUUUUGCCUGGAGUAUGCGGAAGGGGUUCGAGAGUUUAUGCGUGUCGCAACUCAGCAUGCCGGAUCUGGUAAUAGAGUUCGAUGCCCUUGCAAAAAUUGCAAAAAUUGUUAUUUUAGACAAUUGUUAGAGGUUAAGAGGCACCUCCUUUUAUAUGGAAUUUUGGAAGACUAUACUUGUUGGAUUCAUCAUGGUGAAACAAUCCAAGUUGCUGAUCAUAAUCUUGCUGGUGAGAAAACUAAUAAUCAACAUAUUUCUGAUGAUCAAGGCGACAAUAUAUAUAAUGAUAUUCCAGAGCUGUUAGAGGAUCUACAAAGAGGUACAUUUGCAGAAUCUUUUGGAGAGACUUCCACUGACCAAAAUACAUCGGGUAAUGAAGGUGAAGUGGAGAAAUUUGCUAGACUGCUAAAUGAUGCUAACCAAGAGUUAUAUCCUGGUUGCUUGAAAUAUUCUAAGUUAUCAUUUCUUCUAAAAAUGGUUCAUGCCAAAUCAAUGGGGAAUUGCAGCAAUAAAGCAUUUGAUAUGAUGCUGACAUUAUUCAAAAGUGCCCUUCCAGAAGGUGCGACGCUUCCAAAAUCGUACUAUGAUGUGAAAAAGUUAUUGCGUGAUUUGGGUCUUGGUUAUAUAAAGAUCGAUGCUUGCCAAAAUGAUUGCGCAUUAUUUUGGAAGGAACAUGAAAAUCUUGAUAGGUGUCCAAAUCUAAAUUGUCAAGCUCCUCGGUGGAAAUAUAGUGCUCUUAAACGUAAGAAGAUUCCCCAUAAGGUGCUGCGAUACUUUCCUGUCAAGGCCAGACUUCAACGUUUAUUCAUGUUUAAGGAAACAUCAGAGGAUAUGAGAUGGCAUAAAGAGAAGCGUGUUCAAGAUGGUGUAAUAAGACAUCCAGCUGAUGCUAUAGCAUGGCAAGAGUUUGAUAAGGAACAUGAUUGGUUUGCUCAAGAUCCUCGAAAUGUUCGAGUAGGCCUUGCAAGCGAUGGGUUCAAUCCUUUUGGUAAUAUGAGCACGACCUACAGUAUGUGGCCGGUGUUUUUAAUUCCGUAUAACUUGCCUCCCUGGAAAUGCAUGAAGGAGCCAUUUAUCAUGUUAAGCUUGCUCAUACCCGGUAAGGAUUCUCCUGGUAAUGAAAUUGAUAUAUAUUUACGCCCAUUGGUUGAUGAGUUGAAAGAGUUAUGGUUAGAAGGUGUAGAGACAUAUGAUUCAUAUAAGGAUGAGAAAUUUCGGUUGCAUGCUAUAUUAUUAUGAACCAUAAAUGAUUUUCCGGCUUAUGGAAUGUUAUCUGGGUGGAGUACGAAAGGGAAGUUAGCUUGUCCAAUAUGCAAUAAGGACACUUGUUCAUUUACACUAAAAAAUGGACAGAAACAAUGUUAUAUGGGUCAUCGUAGGUUCUUAGAUUCGCAACAUUCAUGGAGAAAAAGUAAAAAAUUUGAUGGUAAGUCAGAGUACCGGUCGAAACCUGAAGAAUUAUCUGGAGAUGAUGUGUUAAGACAAUUGAGGCAAGUUGAGAAUGUAAGAUUUGGAAAGCCGCCUAAUCAGCGAAAGAGGAAACGUUCAGAUGGUGAACUGAAUUGGACAAAAAGAAGCAUAUUUUUUGAAUUGCCUUACUGGAAAACAUUAAAGCUGCGACACAAUUUGGAUGUUAUGCAUAUAGAAAAAAAUAUAUGCGAAAAUAUUUUGUCCACUUUGAUGAAUAUUGAGAAGAAAACUAAGGACAACAUCAAGACCCGUUUGGAUUUGGAGGAAUUGGGUAUACGGAAGGAGCUGCAUUUACAACGAGGUGGUGACAGGUUAUGGGUUCCACAGGCAUGUUACACACUCACACUACAAGAGCGGCGAAAGCUCUGUGGAUGGCUAGGACUAGUUAAGUUACCUGAUGGAUAUGGGUCUAAAUUUUCCCGUGUUGUGGCCAAUGAUGCUGCUAAGGUUUCCGGUAUGAAAAGUCAUGACUAUCACAUAUUCUUACAACGACUGCUUCCUGCUGCAUCAUAUGGAUUCUUGCGAAAGGAUGUAUAUGUCGCACUAUCGGAGUUGAGCAAUUUUUUCAAGGAACUAUGCUCUAAAGUUGUGAAUAGAGAAAAAUUGGAACUGUUGAAGCAUGAUAUCAUUUUAAUAUUGUGCAAACUUGAGAUGAUUUAUCCACCGUCCUUUUUCGUCAUUAUGGUUCACCUAGCUAUCCACUUACCUCGUGAAGUUGAAUUAGGUGGGCCGGUUCAAUAUCGUUGGAUGUAUUUUGUCGAGAGGUUAUUGAGGACGUUAAAGGACUCUGUGCGCAACAAAGCUCGCCCAGAAGGCUCGAUUGCUGAAGCGUAUAUUGCCAAGGAAUGCCUUAAUUUUUGUUCCAUGUAUUUUCGUGGUAUUGAAACACGAUUUAAUCGAGAGGACAGAAAUUAUGAUGGGAGCAAAACAGAUGAAUCGAGUGGAUUUCUGAUUUUUAAACAAAAGACGAGGCCAUUAGGAGCAGCUAAAUAUAAAGUUUUGUCCAAAUCUGAGAGAGAUAAAAUACAAUGGUAUAUUCUCCAUAAUUGCAGUGAGAUUGAUGCUUACCGAAAGUAAGUAUAUUAAUAUAUAGUGCACAUGUCUUUUUAUAGUAGUACUGUGCAUGAUUAAUCUUUGGGAUUUUGCAGUUUACACAA